Messenger RNA from Fimicolochytrium jonesii, 219 nucleotides. RefSeq names its product putative zinc finger protein. NCBI's taxonomy places the organism in Eukaryota, Fungi, Chytridiomycota, Chytridiomycetes, Spizellomycetales, Powellomycetaceae. The transcript is spliced from 3 exons. The record is from RefSeq and is a predicted model, not a curated record. The coding region runs from base 1 to 219 and encodes 72 amino acids.
AUGGUCCGAGGAGCAGCAAAGCAGCAAGCCAGGGAAAAGAAUCAAAAACUCGCCGCCUCAAAAGCCGGCGGCGUCUCGCAGCUCAAAGCCCGGGCGGCGGGGUUGCCGAUUGUGUGUCCUAGUUGUAAGGGUCCCAUGGCGGGCUACAAGAUAUUAGUCCAGCACAUGGAAUCGAAGCAUCCGGGGGCGGCGGUGCCUGAUGAGGCGUCGUUUAAGUAG